This is a messenger RNA of Mucor velutinosus, 516 nucleotides long. RefSeq lists its product as uncharacterized. The record is from RefSeq and is a predicted model, not a curated record. The transcript has a single exon. NCBI's taxonomy places the organism in Eukaryota, Fungi, Mucoromycota, Mucoromycetes, Mucorales, Mucoraceae. The coding region runs from base 1 to 516 and encodes 171 amino acids.
AUGAUGGUGGACGAGUUGAGUCUAAUGUCUGACCGUGUUAGGCGAAUGAUGGAUGAAGAGGCGUCUGCUACACUCAAGAAAUCAGAUAAACUUUACAGCGGUCCUUUGACCUCCAACACUACCAUCUAUCCUGGCUCUACUGCCUACUUGAAUUUGCUAUCUGGCCGUGGUAACUUUCAAGAGAAAAAUGAUAAAAUGACACACGCAGAAGUCGCAUCUAGGGCUGCUGCAUUUCUUUUCGACGUACCUAGCCUCAAAUUAGAUACUUCAUCACGUCGAGGAUUCAAGAAUUUUCUCGACAGCACGCCUAUCUUUCGAAAGCGCACAGUCGAUUCUUCAGAUGAUGGAUAUCUCAAGGAAGCAGGAUGCUUUGAAAGUUCAAGUUGGAAAACACCUGAUGCAUUCAAUGUGGUUUCUUCAAGAGAAGCAACAAAUGACACCACAUCAGAAAGUAGCAGCAAUCAACAUCCACAUAUUCUCAGAACGACCAGCAACGUGAAGAUAUACUUCCAAUGA